Molecule: messenger RNA, 3727 nt
Organism: Neogale vison (American mink)
Lineage: Eukaryota; Metazoa; Chordata; Mammalia; Carnivora; Mustelidae
Gene: BHLHE41
Product: basic helix-loop-helix family member e41
Exons: 5
Coding region: 316-1782 (488 amino acids)
Biological process (GO): anterior/posterior pattern specification; regulation of neurogenesis; circadian regulation of gene expression
Cellular component (GO): nucleus
Molecular function (GO): protein dimerization activity; RNA polymerase II cis-regulatory region sequence-specific DNA binding; DNA-binding transcription factor activity, RNA polymerase II-specific
Source: RefSeq, a predicted model, not a curated record
CCGCACGUGAGCUGGGUGCUGGUCUGGCCGGCGACGCGCGUGCCCUGUGGCCAAACACUGCCCGGAGUGAGAGCAAACUACCAGCGCAGUGGGGACGGCGCGAGUGUGCGUGCGUGUGUGUGCGUGUGUGCGAGAGAGCGAGCGCGGUGGGAGGGGGGGAACCAACUGCUUCACACUUUCAACACUGCACUGAAGAAGGGAGAGAGAGAGACUGGAGACGCACAGAUCCCCCCAAGAUCUCCCAAAGCUAUCGUCCCACAGAUUAUAGAACAGAACCCCAAAAAUCGAAACAGAGGAAGCGGACAGCGGUUGAACAUGGACGAAGGAAUUCCUCAUUUGCAAGAGAGACAGUUACUGGAACAUAGAGAUUUUAUAGGACUGGACUAUUCCUCUUUGUAUAUGUGUAAGCCCAAAAGAAGCAUGAAGCGAGACGAUAGCAAGGAUACCUACAAAUUACCGCACAGAUUAAUAGAAAAGAAAAGAAGAGAUCGAAUUAAUGAAUGCAUUGCUCAGCUGAAAGAUUUACUGCCUGAACAUCUGAAGUUGACAACUCUGGGGCAUCUGGAGAAAGCGGUAGUCUUGGAAUUAACUUUAAAACACUUAAAAGCUUUAACAGCCUUAACCGAACAGCAGCAUCAGAAGAUAAUUGCUUUACAGAAUGGGGAGCGAUCUCUGAAAUCGCCCAUUCAGUCCGACUUGGAUGCGUUCCACUCGGGAUUUCAAACAUGCGCCAAAGAAGUCUUGCAAUACCUCUCCCGGUUUGAGAGCUGGACGCCUAGGGAGCAGCGGUGUGUCCAGCUGAUCAACCACUUGCACGCCGUGGCCACCCAGUUCUUGCCCACCCCCCAGCUGUUGACUCAACAGGUUCCUCUGAGCAAAGGCUCCGGCGCGCCCUCGGUCGCCGCCCCCGCAGGGUCCGCGGCCGCCCCCUGCCUGGAGCGCGGGGGGCAGAAGCUUGAGCCCCUCGCCCACUGCGUGCCGGUCAUCCAGCGGACUCAGCCUAGCGCCGAGCUCGCCGCCGAGAACGACACGGACACCGACAGCGGCUACGGCGGCGAGGCCGAGGCGAGGCCGGACCGCGAGAAGGGCAAGGGCUCCGGGGCGGGCCGCGUCACCAUCAAGCAGGAGCCCCCCGGAGAGGACUCGCCGGCGCCCAAGAGGAUGAAGCUGGAUUCUCGCGUUGGCGGCGGCGGCGGCGGCGGCCUGGGGGGCGGCGCGGCGGCAGCGGCGGCCGCGCUCCUGGGGCCCGACCCGGCCGCCGCCGCAGCACUGCUGAGACCCGACGCCGCCCUGCUCAGCUCGCUGGUGGCGUUCGGCGGAGGCGGGGGCGCGCCCUUCGCGCAGCCCGCCGCCGCCGCGGCCGCCGCGGCCCCCUUCUGCCUGCCCUUCUACUUCCUCUCGCCUUCUGCGGCGGCCGCCUACGUGCAGCCCUUCCUGGACAAGAGUGGCCUGGAGAAGUACCUGUACCCGGCGGCCGCCGCCGCCCCGUUCCCACUGCUGUACCCCGGCAUCCCCGCGCCCGCGGCCGCCGCCGCCGCAGCCGCCGCCGCAGCCGCCGCCGCCGCCUUCCCCUGCCUGUCGUCGGUGUUGUCGCCCCCUCCGGAGAAAGCCGGCGCCGCCGCCGCGACCCUCUUACCGCACGAGGUGGCGCCCCCUGGGGCGCUGCACCCCCCGCACUCGCAUGGCCGCACCCACCUGUCCUUCGCCGGCGCCCGCGAGCCCGGGAACCCGGAGAGCUCCGCUCAGGAAGAUCCCUCGCAGCCAGGAAAGGAAACCCACUGAAUCCUCGCCCCCUUUCUUAGACAGGACGAGGGUUGUCGCGGAAUAAUAAUAUUAAUAAGUAAAACACCCUUAACGUUUUUAAGGGAGGAAGUGUAAUAGAUGCACGACGGGCUUUUAAAACAACAACACAGGUGUUUUGUGUACAUUCGGAGUUCCUGUUUUGCUCACCCCUCACCACCCCACCCUCCGCACACUAACGGCCCUUUCUUCCCUCACCAGCUAUAAAAGAACCUCUGCAAUAUUGAUACUUUCUUUAAAGAAUUCGCCCAAAUCAGUUUUGCCUUUCUUUAGGCCAUGUUCCAUUAUAUUUUUAAAAUGCAGAACCUAUUUCCGGAGGGAGAAGGGUCUGCUCCGUGGGGGAGCUGACGGAACCAGGGUAGGGGAACUGGGGCCCAGGAGUUGACCUCCAAAAGCCAGUGGGUAGUUCCUAUCAGCCCGCACGCAUAACUCUCCCACCUGCUUCAGGAGGCGUUCCACGGGCAGAAAGAGGAUCUUUCAGAAUUGAAUUUACUCUUCAGUAUUUUAUAAUGUUCAGCUUUUUAAAAGGCAUAUAUUUUUCAAAGAGGAAGAAGUGAGGAUCCAGUCACUUACGUUGCAACCUCUUCUGAAGUGGUUUGAAUGGUAUCCCUUAGUAACUUGCUCUUGUUUAAAGAGACUCAGAGUUGGGCUGUUGGCAGAACUGAGUCAGGGAAGGAGAUGGAUGAGGAAGGCCAGAAUCAUUCCUGGUACAUUUACUAGCACUUUAUGGAGAAAUUAACCGUGAAUUAAUUGACGUGUCUUAAUUUCAUUAUUUCAUAUAUAUAUACAUAUACAUAUAUGUAUAUAUAUAUAUAUAUAGUGCAUCUAUUCCCACCUUGUCAUUAUUUAAUUCACCAUGUUUUAAGUUGUUAUAAUCUUGCUGUAAAAAAAAAAAAAAAAGGAAUGUGCACUGAACUUAAAAACAAAUCCAAAAUGAUUUCUCCUAUUUUCUGUUAAAUAGCAAAAGUGGAGGAAAGCAUUAAACUGGUCAGUUUUGAUUGGAAAUGCUGUAAAGAUGUGGAAUGAAGCCUUGGGAGGCCUUCCUAUCUCCAAGUCUAUGUAUUUUCUGGAGACCAAACCAGAUACCAGAUAAUCACAAAGAAAGCUUUUUUAAUAAGGCUUAAACCAAGACCUUGUCUAGAUAUUUUUAGUUUGUUGCCAAGGUAGCACUGUGAGAAAUCUCACUUGAAUGUUAUGUAAGGGGUGAGACACAACAGUCUGACUAUAAGUGAAGAAAAUAUCUGGGUCUUUUAGUCAGUUUGGUGCAUUUGCUGCUGCUGUUGCUACUGUUUGCCUCAAACGCUGUGUUUAAACAACGUUAAACUCUUAGCCUACAAGGUGGCUCUUAUGUACAUAGUUGUUAAUACAUCCAAUUAAUGAUGUCUGACAUGCUAUUUUUGUAGGGAGAAACUAUGUGCUAAUGAUAUUUUGAGUUAAAAUACCUUUUGGGGAGGAUUUGCUGAAAAGUUGCACUUUUGUUACAAUGCUUAUGCUUGGUACAAGCUUAUGCUGUCUUAAAUUAUUAAAAAAAAAUAAAUACCGUCUGCAAGAAACCAGCUGGUUUAGAAAAUUUUAGUAUGUGAAGAUAAACUAGAAAUUAUCUUUAUAUUCUAGUAUUUUCAGCACUCCGUAAAUUCUAUUACCUAAAUAUUGCCACACUAUUUUGUGAUUUUAAAAUUCUUACUAAGGAAUAAAAACUUUAAUAUACGAUACAAGAUUGUCUAAUAAUUAAAAAGGCAUGAUGCUCCAUUAGUUUUAAGGUAUCUAUAAAUUUAGGGAUGAAAGUUAUUAACAUUCUCAGAUAUAUACAACUUUGUCAUUGACUUGAUAGCCCACGUUUCCAGUUUCUUACAAGCCUUCAGGCUCUGGCUGUGUCUGCCUACUUGUUUCCAAUGUAUCUCAAUGAAAAGUGCAAAAGAAAAACCUA